AUGGAGUCCUCACAGGUCUUCACGACGACUCGCACCAGCUCGGGGUCCAGCGCUGGCACGAUCAACGGCAGCGGCAACGGCAGCACGGGUUCGGGCUCGGGCUACAAGCGCGCGAGUCGCAAAGGCGCGCCGCGGAGGUUCGUGUGCGAUCAUGCUGGCUGCGAGAAGAUUUAUUCGCGAGCCGAGCACCUGCAGCGCCAUCAGCUGAACCACAACCCCAAGGAAAUCUACCGUUGCGACGUUGGCGACUGCGACCAAAAGUUUGUGCGCCUCGAUCUCCUGUCGCGCCAUAAGAAGCGGCACACGGCCUCGUACACGCCCAGGAAUCGCAUCCCCAGCUUCGACACGGGCGAGACCGUCAAGUCGCCCCCCGACCGCCACGCCAUCGCCAUCCCGCCGCAGUCUUCCUACGGACAACAGCCGUCUGGGCCUCACGAUGCCGCCAUCCUGCUGACGCCCGAGUCCAACACGGCUCCCACUCCGGCGCCGCUGAGCCAUAGCAUGACCAGGGCGAGCCACCAAGCCGCGACCUGGGCGCCCUCGCUCGACGACCGCUCGGGCAACAUGAUGCGGCACCGGCCCAGCUUCUACGCGGCCGAUCCAACCGCUCUGCCGGAGCCCCCGGGCAUGGUGGGCUUCGGCGCGGUUGGAUAUCCCACCGACGACUCAUUGACGCAGGGCAACUUUGCCGCAUGGCUGUUUGACCCCCAGACUACGUAUAGCGACUUUAGCAUGGCAAGUCUGCCAUUCCUUGAAGGCGGGCUGGAGUCUACCUUUAACAACAACAUUCACUACGACUAUGAAUCCCUCACCAGCUUGUCGCCCAUGGACCAGCCUCAGCGGCUUUCUGAGUCAUCGUCUGACGACUGGAUCACCGAAUCGAGGCGCCAGGAACUGCUUCACUGGUUUCAGACGUUCCGCAAGAAGCAGCCCAGGUACGAGCCGCUGAUGCCCAACCUGGUCCUUGAAAGCGGCGGCGACAUGCCGGCGCUCAACCUCGACAUGAUGAGAGACUGUCUCAAGGAGUUUUGGGACAAUGUCUCGCCUCGGCUGCCCAUUAUCCACCAACACACCUUUUCCCCGAACCGAUGCCCCGUCCUGCUCCUCCUCGUCAUGCUGUCUCUCGGCGCCGCAUCAUUGCGCGGCCGUGACGUGACGGGGCAGCUCUCCGAGUACGGCGCAUUUGCCGACGUUGUCAUUUCAUGCGUGAGAUGGGAGAUUCUAACCUCGGACGACUCUGCACCGCCAGCAAGCCUUUGGGUGCUGCAGGCUCUCUUGCUUCUCGAAUUCUACGAGAAGCUGUACUCUUCUCGAAAACUGCACGAGAGGGCGCACAUUUAUCACCCUGCUUUCCUAACACUUCUCAGACGUGGCAGCCCCCUGAUUGGCAGAACCGGCAGUGAAUCUCCCCCAGAGCCAGAUUCGCUGGGACCCGAUCGACAUACGCCAAACAUGGCCUUGGACUCUCGGACGUGGUGGGCUCGAUGGGCCGAGACGGAGUCAAUGCACCGCGUGGUGUUUGCGGCCUUUAUGCUCGAUGUCAUCCACGCCGCCAUGUUUGGCCACGCUGCCGACAUGGCUCCUCACGAGAUCCGACUGCCUCUCCCCUGUGACGAUAACCUGUGGGCGGCCAACAGCCCCGACGUGGUGCGGCAGCUGGACGCAAACUUUCGGAUGUACGGCGUCAAGCAGGUGUCGUUUCUGGACGGGCUCAAGAGCGCACUGCACGGCAAGGAGGUCAAGACGCACUCGUUUGGCCGCAUGAUUAUCAUCUCGGGCCUGCUCAGCGUGGGUUGGCACUUGAACCACCGCGAGACGCACCUCAAGUGGCUCGACAUCCGCACGCCGUCUAUGGAGACGCAGGAAAAUUGGCGCAAGAUGCUGCUGCGCGCGUUUGACAACUGGAAGGGCAGCUUCGACAUUGCCAUGUCCGACUCCAUCUCUGACGCCCCUGGCCACCGUGGUAUUCCCAACGGGCCCAUCAAUAGUGCUUCGGUGCUGUAUCAUCUGGCACAUAUCAGUCUCCACGCGGACAUUGUCGAUUGCCAGGUGUAUGCUGGCGCGAAGCGUCUUCUCGGCCGCAAGGUCUCGUCCAGGGACUACUCCAACGUCAUCAAGCGCAUGAGCGCCUGGUCAACACAAGCUUCAACACGACAUGCCAUCUUGCACGCCUUCAAGCUUCUCUACCGCGUCGUCGUCGAUCCUCACCCUCGCCGCAGAAACAGCCCCCACCCCCCUGAACACUCCGCCAUCCAGUACUCGGUUCGCAACGAACCAGAUCCUCAUCGGCCGUGGAUCAUGUACUAUGCCGUUUUGGCCAUCUGGGCUUUUGUACAAGCUUUGGGACGGCCGCCGGGCAAGGGGUUUCCGUUGCCGACAUCGCAGCUGGGACAUAGUAGUUACGCGCGGAUGGUCGAGUACGUGUCCGGCGUGGCUGCGUUACCGGAGCUGGAUGAGCAGGCAUCAGCCGUUUUACACGAGGGCUUGCCUGAUUUGCUGGAUGUAAUGGUGGACAUUCUCGAAGAGGCAGAUACGGAACUGCUAGUCGAGGCGCGAGAACGGUUAAAAGUAUGCAAGGAGAUGCUUCUGGGGGGAACAACACGGCCAUGA
Messenger RNA from Trichoderma aggressivum f. europaeum, 2610 nucleotides. RefSeq names its product transcriptional regulator family: C2H2 zinc finger and Fungal Specific TF. The transcript has 2 exons. Lineage: Eukaryota; Fungi; Ascomycota; Sordariomycetes; Hypocreales; Hypocreaceae. Gene Ontology annotation, cellular component: chromatin. The coding region runs from base 1 to 2610 and encodes 869 amino acids. Gene Ontology annotation, biological process: DNA-templated transcription; regulation of transcription by RNA polymerase II. Gene Ontology annotation, molecular function: zinc ion binding; DNA-binding transcription factor activity, RNA polymerase II-specific; RNA polymerase II cis-regulatory region sequence-specific DNA binding. The record is from RefSeq and is a predicted model, not a curated record.